Messenger RNA from Sinocyclocheilus rhinocerous, 1815 nucleotides. Its product is annotated as adhesion G-protein coupled receptor G4-like. The record is from RefSeq and is a predicted model, not a curated record. Bases 106 to 1815 code for a protein of 569 amino acids. NCBI's taxonomy places the organism in Eukaryota, Metazoa, Chordata, Actinopteri, Cypriniformes, Cyprinidae. The transcript has 12 exons.
GCACCAGGAUUUAUUUCACGUGGAGCAGUUUGGAUGGAGUUAAGAGCGGUGAAAGAGCCGCAAAUUUAGGAUGACUUCAGGCUCAUCACGGGCGACGACACCAGGAUGCUUUACAAGCACAGCAAGCACCUGAGUGGACGAUACAAGAAGUCUGCACAUCACUUGGUCUGGCUCCUCUGUCUUUGGGUUCACCUCUUGCCUCAAGUGGAUGGCUUCUUUAUAUCUGAUGCUAAGGCUGUCCUGCAAGGGUGUGAUGACCACUGGACCUUACAGGAGAAGGAGCGUAUGCCUGUGCUCUUUCAAACCACGGUAUGCGUGGACGUACAGGUCCUUUCCCCAGGUGAGUGGACAGCAUUUAGCUAUGUCUCGGCCCCUGCACCCCGGUAUGAACUUGCCCUGCAGGGGGAUGCAAACAACCUGUACGCCUGGCUGUUGGGUGUACGCCACCAGUUCCCUGUCCAGCUGACCACUCAUCACUGGUACCACAUAUGUCUACGGUGGGACGCCCCUCGCAAAAGCUUCAGCCUGACGAUAGGUGGCAACUCAGAAGUAUACCAGCGGACCGCCAUUGCCCGAGCAAUCCCUCCUUCAGGGCGUCUUCUGCUGGGUUGCCAACCAAACGAAGCCUCCCCUGGGGCGAAAAUGGCCACCGUGGAGCUCUACCUGUUCCGCAUAUGGGACGAUGUUGGAGAGCACAGAGCCUGCGAGGACGGGACGGUGAUUGGCUGGGACUCACGACUUUGGGCCGUCACACGUGCCCAGGCAAGAGUACAAGAUUAUAUGUUGCAAUGUGGUCUAGGGCAUCUGCGUAUGAAACGCAGUGCAGACGGUACUUCAGCCCCAUCCACAUCCCAAGGUUCAGCCAGCACCCGAGAGUUUGUCUCGACAUCUAGUCCACUCCAAUUGAUUUUGACUUCAAUAAUUACCGGUUCACUGAAAUCCACCACCCAAGGACAGAACCUUCAAUCUUUGAAUCAGGUCUUAAACACAGUCUCUGCUUCAACCACACAAGCCAGAACCACAUCAAAUCCUGCAGGACUCUCUACAACAACUUCUAAACCUUCAGUGACUCUCAGUGCACCAACACAAAUUCCCCUCACAUCAACUACCACAUCAAACACUAUUACACCUGCUAUUCAAGCUGGUUCAGCUGUUAAUAACAUAACUACUAUGUUAAACGCUAGUGGAUUAAACAUGUCACCUCCAACUCCAGCCUCACCUAUGUCUUACAUAACCGCUCAAACUAGCCAGAGCACGUCAACAUCUGCCCAGUCACUUUCAAGCAAUCACACUAGCCAUCCAGUCGGUACUUUUGAAACAACAGUCAAUCAUACGACAGAAAGAUCUUCCACUGCACCAACUGUCGCGACUCAAGUAACCAAUCAGACAGCGGUUCUACGAACAAUGACGUCCAAUGUAUUAUUCACAGAGCCAUUUGCAGUACAGUGUAACUUUUCCCAGUCCUGCGCUAAUGAAUCAUCAUACUACUGGAUGCUUGUGGAGGUGAAAGGCUCUAAUAUGACGGAGGGAGAGAUUCAAAUUUGGUUUUCAGAUCUUUUUCAUAAAAGCACCUGCUCUGCUGGAGUUUCAACAACAGGAAUCAAAACUACAUCAUGUCAAACUGACAUAGUCUUUGUGACUGCAGAGGUUAGAUGUGAAGCCAAGCAGAACAUCCAAAGGACAAAUUGCACUGUGGUACUACAGCUGAGCCAACCUGUGAAUACAUGCAUCCUCCGAAGGCUGGUGCAAAAUGGGACUGUAAACCCAUCAAUCCAGAUCCAGCUUCUGGGAGAUGUAGAAAGAGUGGGUGAGUGA